ACGUCCAAUGCUAGUGGGCAGAUGAAUACAAAAACGGUUAGAAUACAAAAAUAGUUUUUUAUAGUAUUUAUAUAGUCAUAGCAUAAAAUAAGAAAUUACAGUGUAAUUAUCGGAACACAGUUUUUUUUUUCUUAAAGCACUAUGUAUAUACUGCUAGUAGCUGCAUUUCUAUCGCAACUCCUGAGUGCCUUUUGCGAGAUCGGAUGCCGAGAUGAAAACGGUGUUCUUGUUGACUGGUAUUAUCUCUACAAAUUACCGCACGAAGACUUUGACCGCCACUCUACCUCUUCAGGGUACCGAUAUGCCUAUAUAACUUCAACCGACACAUCGCAACAGUGGAAGCUGUCGGAACGUACUGUCAAUGAUAGUACUAGUAUUCCUGGUAACACAUUGGAACCUGUGUUGCUUGGAAGCACAGAAAAUUCUCUGGUUCUCAUGUAUAACGAUGAACCACCGGAAAACCAAACCGAUGGAUUACGCGGCCACACUAAAGGAGUAGUGGCAACUGACGGCAAGAAUGGUUUUUGGCUAGUCCAUUCUGUGCCAAAAUACCCACCUCCUAUAGGGCAGAAGUAUCACUAUCCAAGUACCGGAAAACUAUACGGACAGAGUUUUCUUUGCAUUUCUGUCGCCGCCGAUCAAAUGGAGUCUAUUGGACAACAGCUACUGAUGAACGAACCUCAUGUAUAUUCUUUUCAAAUACCAAAUAGACUGCGUGAUAGCUUUCCAAAGCUUGUUGAGGCUACCGAGAUGAAAACUAAUGAAAAUCCCCCGCAUUAUAACAUCCUGAACGUGAAAUCCCUUGGCGGCACAAUUUUUCAUUCUUUUGCGAAAAACCGUUUCUUUAAGAAAGAACUGUACGCCGAUUUGAUUGCUCCGAUGCUACGAGUAGGACUUUUGGUGGAGACUUGGCAGCAUGGUGCCGGGAAUCUACCGGACAGCUGUUCACACUAUCCUGUUCUGAAUAUCAAAGCUGUAAAGGUGCUAGGUGAUUAUCGAUUCAAAACACUGAAAGACCACUCCAAGUGGGCUGUUUCUGAAAAGUCAGAGGUCGAUUAUGUUUGCGUGGGUGAUCUCAACCGGCAAGAACAUCAAAAUGUUCGCGGUGGUGGAAGCGUUUGCAGCCAACUGAGUGCGAUUGUCGACGCCUACCGGGGUUCUGUAGAAGAUGUUGAAACCUGUCCAACGGUUUUAUAAGGGCAAACCAACCAAAAAGUGGGUACCAGAAACGCUGGUACCAGAAUCAAUGAGUGGUAGAUGGAAAAUGUAUGGAGUUUGACAGCCACAAGAGCCCCCUGGUUAUACGAGCCGAAUAAAAAAGUAAGUCAACAUUGCGCUUUGAGAAGAGAUCUGGCACCUCUGAUAUGUGAACCCUAGUUGCCAAAUCAGCGGUUUUUUCAUCGCUUAUCUCUCUCUGAGGAUCUCUAAUACUAAUGCAUCGACGUGAAUAACAUACCUUCUAGAACUGUCAUUUAUACUUGGAUACUGUAUCACCGGUAUCACCUAGCAAUACUCAGAGGGAGAGAUGUGCGAAGAGAAUGUUGUGAGCCAAAAGAACAUGUCAAAAUCCGAGCCAAACGAACAAGAAAGGUAACACA
Molecule: messenger RNA, 1598 nt
Organism: Wyeomyia smithii (pitcher-plant mosquito)
Lineage: Eukaryota; Metazoa; Arthropoda; Insecta; Diptera; Culicidae
Gene: DNaseII
Product: plancitoxin-1
Exons: 3
Coding region: 142-1197 (351 amino acids)
Biological process (GO): apoptotic DNA fragmentation
Molecular function (GO): deoxyribonuclease II activity
Source: RefSeq, a predicted model, not a curated record